Molecule: messenger RNA, 1824 nt
Organism: Asparagus officinalis (garden asparagus)
Lineage: Eukaryota; Viridiplantae; Streptophyta; Magnoliopsida; Asparagales; Asparagaceae
Exons: 3
Coding region: 1-1824 (607 amino acids)
Source: RefSeq, a predicted model, not a curated record
AUGGAUCCCAACAAUAACCCUUUCAACACCCAAAAUUCUACUAAUUACCCUUUCAACUACCCAAAUCCCAACAAUUAUCAAUUUCAAAAUCAAUCUUCCAACCAACAAUGUCCCCAAAAUAUGCCAAAUUAUGGAUUUGCUCCAAAUUUCAUCAUGCUGUCAUCUGUUCCAAAUUAUCGUCCAUAUUAUGGAUCAAUGAUGCCAUAUUCAUCUCAAGCACCCCCUUAUUAUUCUUUUACUCCAAUGGGAAAUGAAAAUGUUCAGAAUGUUGGAGCAAAUGAAUUUACCGAAUUUUCUACACAAAUGGUUCUUGGUGGCAUGAGCGGUGGUCAUGAAGCCACUCCAAAUCCAGAGGAUUCAACUCCUGCUCGCCGAAAAAGCCUCAGAUGGACCACCGAGCAAAAUUUGGUUCUACUUAGUGGGUGGAUUAAAUAUGGAACAGACAGUGUUGUUGGGAGAAACCAAAAAAGUGAAUCAUACUGGGGUAAAAUUGCUGAUUACUGUAAUGAGCAUUGCUCAUUUGAUCCUCCCCAUGAUGGAGCUGCGUGCAAAAAUCAUUACAACUACAUGAACAAAAUACUGGGCAAAUGGAUUGGCGCUUAUGAUAAUGCUAAGCGUAUGCAACAAAUAUCAAUGGAUCCAUCUGAAUUUCCUUUUGAUAUUGAAGCUUACAAAAGACAGUCUGAAAUCGAAGAGAGGUAUAUCGUCAACCGGUUUAGGGAGCGUCGAAACAAAAUAGAGGAAGACUACGCACCUCGUAGCAAGAGAAAAUAUUUCAAGAGGGAUCAUGCAGCGGCAAACCAAAGAUUGAUUGACGACUACUUUGCCAAUCAACCAACAUAUGACGAUGCAAUGUUUCGCCGGCGAUUCCGGAUGCAAAAACAUGUUUUCCUUCGGAUCGUCGGGGACCUAUCAAGCAGUGACAACUACUUCACCCAAAGAGUUGACGCAGCCAAUAAAGAAGGUAUAUCUCCAUUAGCAAAAUGUACCACGGCCAUGCAAAUGUUAGCAUAUGGUGUGGCAGCCGACGCGGUCGAUGAAUACAUCAAAAUAGGAGGUACUACAACAAUGGAGUGCUUGCGUAGAUUUUGUAAAGGAAUCAUACAAUUGUAUGAGCCUGUGUAUCUCAGAGCCCCAACUCAAGAGGACCUGCAAAGAAUAUUGCAGGUCAGUGAACUGCGGGGGUUCCCGGGGAUGAUUGGGAGUAUUGAUUGCAUGCACUGGGAAUGGAAAAAUUGUCCUACAGCAUGGGAAGGUCAAUUUACUGGGGGAGAUAAGGGAACCACCACUAUAAUUCUUGAAGCAGUUGGAAAUACUCCAAGAGUGAACUUCUUCGUGAACCAACGUCCGUAUAAUAUGGCAUACUAUCUAGCUGACGGUAUCUACCCUUCCUAUCCAACUUUCGUCAAAUCAAUUAAACUGCCUCAGAGUAAACCAGACAAGUUAUUUGCACAAUAUCAGGAGGGAUGUCGGAAGGACAUCGAACGUGCAUUUGGAGUGUUGCAGGCUCGAUUUAAAAUCAUUCGCGAACCAGCUCGCAUGUGGGACAUAGCCGAUUUGGCUAUCAUCAUGAGGUCAUGUAUCAUAUUGCAUAAUAUGAUUGUUGAGGAUGAACGAGAAACAUAUGCUCAACGUUGGACCGAUUUUGAUCAAUCUGAGGCAAGUGGGUCUAGUACACCGCAACCAUUCUCGACCGAGGUGCUACCUACAUUUGCAAAUCAUGUGCAUGCUAGAUCCGAGUUGCGUGAUUCAAAUGUACAUCACGAAUUGCAAGCAGAUCUAGUCAAACACAUAUGGGCAAAAUUCGGAAUGUUUCGUGAUUAA